ACGCAGAUACCCAGGCUCGCCGCAAGGAAGCCCAGGAUAUGCUGCAGCGGCAUGAAGCCACCAGCAUCGACAGACUCAAGUUCUGRCACUUUCAACCGAAYGGCGACMAUCCAACACCGRAAGAGAAGCACAAGGAGUUCCUCUCCAAACUCGUGACGCGGUUGCUGUAUGCUUGCAACUACCAACGGUCAGAGUUGGAGAGACAGUACCAGGACCUGACGCAACAGCAUCAGGAGUUGGCGACGCUCCGCCGCACAGUGCAGAGCCACGAGGAUGCAACUCGGGCACUCAAUGCCCGAUUGCUGGACCUGGAACAGGUUGUACCAGGACCAACUGCUGGGGCUUCCAGCAGUGCACCUUCUAGCCGCCAACUGGAGGAACGCGUUGACCACAUCCUGGCAAUGCUCGGCGACAUUAACACCUUCGCUGCGCCGUCCACCAUCAGCACUCAGCUGCAUACCUUGAAGACCGAGGUCCAACAGCUGCAGUCGACGAACGCGGACGACAAUCCGAAGAUGUACAAGAUGCCAGCUUUCAACCUGGAGAGGUUCGACGACUACACGCAGCAGGAUCCGUCCUCUGGUGGGAAGCAUUCACAACGCAACUCAGGAUUCUGCCAUCCUCGGUAUACUUACGAGGAUUAUGCUGUCCACUUGGUUCCACCGCUGGACCAACCGCUCCACGUGCAACAGUCCACCGCAUGCACGGUUUCAUCACCAUCGGCAACCGAUUCGGCAGCUUUGCCGCAACCUAUCGCCGGGGAUUCGACGUCAUGGUCAAGACUUGAAGAGCUCGACCCAUUGACGUUCACGGACUUCCACUGGAUGCCCGUUCCCUCGACUGGACGAUUGCCGAAACCGAAUUGCAACGUGCUUAUGGCACAAUUGCGGGACUACUUGCACACUGCAGUACCAGCUCCGUUGAUGGACGUCGGAGCAGAGGUUGUCGACCUUCUCGCGUAUAUCGCGAAUAUCGACCGCGAGUUCAAGACGCAACAGUACGACGACAUCGACGCACCAUUGCUAUACGUACGCAUUCAAAUCGGAGAGGCGACCUGCAGUGCCUUGAUCGAUUGCGGAGCAUCUCGCAACUACAUCAGCCAGGACUUCAUGGUACGCACCGGCGUUGGCCCACGUGUCCGGAGGAAGUCCCAGCCUACGCAAGUCACUCUGGCAGACGGUCAUACGCACAAGUCCAUCGACCGGUGCAUUGACGCCGUCCCAGUGUACUUUGCCGCUCACGCAAGUGAGGCGGUGUCCUUUGACAUUCUGGACACCAAAUUCGACAUGAUCUUGGGCAUGUCAUGGCUGCGAAGCAAGGAUCACCCGGUGAACUUCUUCAACCGCACCGUUCACGUUCGUGAUCGGAACAGAGUAUUAGUUCCAUGCACGGUGCCUCUUCCUCACCCUUCGAUCAGUUGCCACAUGGUAUCCGCCGCAAGCAUGCGAGCUUCCAUUAUCAGAGACAACAUCGAGGAGAUGGGGGUGUGUUUUCUCCACGCCCUCCCGCCACAUGACGCUUCAUCGACGGUUCUCCACGCCCUCCCGCCACAUGACGCUUCAUCGACGGACUCACCUUCGGAUCCACGGAUCACCGAACUUCUCGACGCCUACAGCGACGUGUUCGAAGGCCCGCACGGAGUAGUACCGGAUCGACCCAUCCGCCACGAGAUCAUCCUCGAGGACGGGGCCGUACCUCCGSGCGGUUGCAUCUACCGAAUGAGCGAGGAAGAGUUAAGUGUGCUUCGGGCACAACUCGACGACCUUCUGGAGAAAGGCUGGAUUCGGCCUAGCUCAUCGCCAUACGGUGCUCCUGUUCUCUUCGUCCAGAAGAAGAACAAUGACCUGCAGUUGUGCAUCGAUUAUCGCAAGCUCAACGCGCAGACGAUCAGGAACGUCGGCCCUUUCCCACGCAUCGACGACCUUCUCGAGCGAUUGGGCGGCGCCCAGUUCUUCUCCAAGCUGGAUCUCAAGUCAGGGUACCACCAACUCGAGAUUCGCAAGGAGGACCGUUACAAGACCGCAUUCAAGACACGGUAUGGGCAUUUCGAAUGGUUGGUUAUGCCAUUUGGCCUUACGAAUGGCCCGGCCACUUUCCAAGCGGCUAUGACAACGGAGUUCCGAUACAUGCUGGAUCGAUACGUACUUAUCUAUCUCGACGACAUCCUGAUAUACAGCUGGAGUUUGGAGGAGCUUGUGGAACACCUGCGCACCGUUUUGGAGCGGCUACGACAGGCCAAGUACAAAGCCAACCGCGACAAGUGUGAAUUCGCGCGGCAAGAGCUGGAGUACUCGGGCCAUUAUGUGACGCCGCAAGGCAUCCGUCCGCUCGCGGACAAGAUCGAGGCCCUACGAGUAUGGCCCGAGCCCACCAACACCACGGACGUUCGUUCAUUCAUGGGAUUGGCGGGCUACUAUCAGCGAUUCAUCACCGGAUACUCCAGGAUUGUUGCACCUAUGACAAGGUUACAGUCGCCAAAGGUGCCAUUCGUAUUCGAUGACGACGCACGUCGGUCAUUCCAAGCACUUAAGACGACCAUGCUCAUGGCACCCGUCCUCAGCAUCUAUGACCCCACCUUGCCGACGAGAGUGACUACGGACGCUUCCGGCUAUGGCAUUGGGGCAGUCUUGGAACAGCACGACGACGACGACUGGCACCCUGUGGAGUAUUUCAGCCACAAAGUGUCUCCCAUCAACUCGAUGGAUGAUGCAAGAAAGAAGGAGCUACUCGCGUUCGUCAUGGCUCUCAAGCGAUGGUGACACUUCCUCCUUGGGCGUCGUAGGUUCACAUGGGUUACGGACAACAAUCCAUUGACCUACUACAAGAUGGAGGAUACGGUGAGCAGCACGAUCG
Chara braunii is the source of this 2853-nucleotide messenger RNA. The record is from the annotation of a GenBank genome assembly. Lineage: Eukaryota; Viridiplantae; Streptophyta; Charophyceae; Charales; Characeae.